Molecule: messenger RNA, 1470 nt
Organism: Aspergillus pseudonomiae
Lineage: Eukaryota; Fungi; Ascomycota; Eurotiomycetes; Eurotiales; Aspergillaceae
Product: transferase hexapeptide domain protein
Exons: 1
Coding region: 45-761 (238 amino acids)
Biological process (GO): mitotic spindle organization
Cellular component (GO): dynactin complex
Molecular function (GO): dynein complex binding
Source: RefSeq, a predicted model, not a curated record
CGACAACAACAACAAGCACAUACCAAUCGAGACUAACCUUCAUAAUGGACCCUCGUCAAAGCCAAGUUCACCUCAAACCACCACCACCCCAACACGGUCGCCCUUCAGCAUCGGCCUCACCAGCCCCGACUCCCCGCGCCCCCGUAACAGCACAUCCUACCGCCACAGUCGCAGACACAGUCAUACUCCACGGCACGCAUCCGAUCGCAAUAGGCGCAGGAACGAUAGUCCAUCCCCGCGCCAAAAUCUACUCAUACGAAGGACCCAUCAUCAUCGGCGAGAACUGUAUUAUCAGUGAGAAAACCACCAUCGGCGCCGCGCCCACCCAGCCUCCCUCGCUUCUCAGAGAAUCGCGCACAACAGACGGAUUGCCCAUCCGUAUAUCCUCUUGUGUUACCGUUGGACCGCUAGCCACGAUCUUGCCUGGGACACAUAUUCACUCUGCUGUUACAAUUGAAGCACUCACGACCAUCAAUCGGCGCGUAUCCAUAGGCGCACAUUCGAAGAUCUGCUCGGGAUGCGAGGUUUCAGACAAUGUGAAGAUACGAGACUGGACUGUUGUGUGGGGGUCUGGAGCUGGCUUUGGGCAGAGAAGACGCACACGUGCGACGGAGAAAAUGAGUUCGGCAACGGCUGCAACGCAGGGGAUCCAGGCGCUCGAAGGGAGAGUCAUCGAGGAUGCGAGACUGAUGGUGUUGCAGAAGGAGAGAGAGGCUCUUGUUAGGCUUAUUGGAUCCGGAGGGGGUGGAAGGAGAAGGUGAAUCUCGUGGCUCGUCUAUUUUGUUUGGAUAUGCAGGCUCAAGGCACGCAUAUCAUCUGUUACUUUUUUGCCUUUAUUUUUGCCCCUCGAGUGCGCUUUAUACCCUGAUAGAUUGUAAUUAAACAUAUUUUCUCGGCUACAGAAGAGGACUUCUGUGCGUAGGUAUUCAGUCGCUAGAAGGCAUAGACUGUACACUAUAUCUAACUGCCGAAUCAUGCAGUCAAAGUAUAAUAUCAGAUGAAAUGAACAAAGGAAAUCAAUAAGUCUGUUUCUGACGACCGUUCUCCCUAAAGAGGGCAUAGAAAUGAUUUGGAAUGUUCGUAGACGCUUUAGUCCCUAGUCAAACAAAAUCAGGCGUAAAGGUACAGAAAAUGAAAAAUUUAAGUAGAAACCCAGAAACAAAAAAUCAAAUGGCUUAAGAACCUCUUGCAUGACCACCACCGCGAAUUCUCUUUCCAGCUCCUUCAUUACCACCCUCUCCACCGUCGUCUCGGGCCCGCUUAUUUCCCUGAGGAACAAACUGGCGAGCAUGAGCAUUUAGGUUUCCACGUGGACUAGACUGCCCUUGCCCCUGUGGCAGGUUUGCAGUCUGGACAUUCUGGUUGCCACCUCGGCCAUGACCCCCACGACCUCCGCGGCCUCGAGUGAGACCGGUGCCACGUUGGGAUGGCUGGCCCUGCUGUUGCUGUUGAGGCUGACCCUGGUUUUGC